Molecule: messenger RNA, 1090 nt
Organism: Onthophagus taurus
Lineage: Eukaryota; Metazoa; Arthropoda; Insecta; Coleoptera; Scarabaeidae
Source: RefSeq, a predicted model, not a curated record
GUUCACUGUCAUCCCGGCCGUCGUCGACGUCGUCACGUCGACCGACAACGAAUGUGCGUUUUUUAAACACGACGUCGCGAGUAAAGACUUAGAUUUUCUGAACUGAAUUGAUAGAGUUAAAAAAAAUUAAAAAGAAAAUAAUUUUCGUUUUAAUUUUUUUUGAUAAAUAUGGCUAUUCCAUUUGCCGUCCCCGGACAACCUCCGGUUUCUCCGGAACGUCUUCGUGAACUUUACGAUUUUCUUCAACAAUUGCUCAUCGUGCGCCAACAGCAAAAUCAUCAUCGUCAGGAAGAGGUCGUGACAACACGAAGAGAAGAUACCACCAGCGUUAGAGCGUCUGGACGCGCCGCCGAUGGACGGAUGUUGUCCGCACUCUCGGACGCUCUCCAUACUUCCCGAAGACCACGACGUCGUUGGCCCAAGAGUCCUACUCAUCACGAUGAUUCCUCCAACUCUAACUCAGCCGCCAAGGAAGCGCAAAACCAACGGUGGAAACGCGUUGGUACCGAAUUAAGAAAAAUUGCUGACGAAUUCGAAUCGGCUGCAUUUGAGGAGGUAGAUGAUGUAGAUGAAGUCGAUUCGUCAUUACCUUGUUGUUCGAGAUUGUCAACAUCAAAAGAACGAAAAGGAACAUUUUCCAAGAUAUUGUCAAUGCCAGUGAUGGUGAGUUCGAUUUGUACGGCGGUGCUGUGCGUUGGAUGGCAUCUGUUACGAAAUCGGUAACUCGGCAAGUAAUAAAAAAUGGAAAGUGUUUUAAAGGAAGGCGAAAGGAAGUAAGCAGCAGCAGCAGAAGCAAAGAGUAGCAGCACCCAAAACCAAAUUGAGUAUAGUGUUUUUUUCUUUUUUACGUUUAUUUGUUUGUUUGAAAACGCGUCUAUAGGGGUUUUAAUUUUUAUCCAGUAGCUUAUAACGUUUUAAUUUUUUUUAAUGUGUAAGCGUGCGCGUCCCUCGACGAGAGAAGGGCCCAAUCAAAAACGGAUGAUCUCGUUUACCCUCUGAGUAACCGUCUCUACUCAGGAAUUUUAUUUUGUUUAUUUUGUUCCCAUUACGACAUUAUAUAAAUAUAUAUAUAACCUAAAUGUUUUUUGUA